Anastrepha obliqua is the source of this 1097-nucleotide messenger RNA. RefSeq lists its product as uncharacterized. The record is from RefSeq and is a predicted model, not a curated record. The coding region runs from base 270 to 1049 and encodes 259 amino acids. Lineage: Eukaryota; Metazoa; Arthropoda; Insecta; Diptera; Tephritidae. The transcript is spliced from 2 exons.
GAACAUAGCAUUAUUAUUAUAGCAGUUUUACUAUGUACAUUCUGAACCUUUAGAAGAAACUUUUCUGUUUCUUUAUUUCAUCGGAGUUUUAGUUAAGGUUAAAUAGCACAGUGUGCUCGUUACAAUUGGAUUGUAAUUUAAAUAUUUUUAGCGUUUUUAAUGAAUUUUAUAUUUGCCCGAAAAUUGUUUACUUAUUUUACAUGUCAUGCUAGAUAGACCAGGGAAAGAAAACACCAACUCUUACUGACGUCUCGAGCUUUUCUGGCACUAUGGCAAACCAAACCAAUACGAAAGUUAAUUACACUUUUCAAGGUUUCAAAUGGUCCAGAAACACAACAUUGUUGCUAAUAUCGUUAAUAGGAAAAAAUUACAAUCAAUUGCAAAGUGGAGUGAAAAAGUUCACGUUUCAACAAAUCGCACAGGAAAUUAACGAACAACUUGGAACCAACCUGGCAUUUGAUCAAGUCGAAUCGAAAUGGAAAGGACUAAGGCGAACAUAUAAAAAAGUUAAAGAGUCAAACACACAAUUGAGCUGGGAAUUUUACAAUGUUGUGGAUGAAAUUCUUCAAGAUGAUAUAGAGAUAAAUCCACUAGUCACUGCAACGUCUGAAGAAGCCUUUGUUACUGGUUGCGAGACAGAGUUUGAUUUCAUUGAAUACAGUGUGGAGCCAGAAAGAUCAUUAUUUCAGCAAAGCCGUGAAAGAGGUCCGAGUAAUGACGAAGACCGAUAUAGUAGGGAAAUGCGAGUGGGGAGUGGCGACGAAGACUAUCCUGGCAGAUGCAGUCGGAGGCACCGCAUUAGUUAUGAAGACCGAAGUGGUAGGAUAGGUCGAAUGCAUCGAAGUAGUGAUGAAGAUCGGAGAUAUAGACAAAUUCGAAAACGGGGAUAUAGUGAUGAUGGCCAAAGUGGCUACGAAACUCGAAGACUCCAAGGAAAUCGGAACAGAAUCGAAAACGCUGAAGCUGCCAGAGAAAGGAGGCAUCAAGAAAAGAUGAAAUUGGCCAGAAAGUUUUUAGCCCUUUUCGAGAAGAUGGUUGAAAAAAUGUAAAAACAAAGGUACAACAAAAAGAAAUAAAUAAAAAAAAGGUUAACUUCA